AUGGCUGAGCUGAUAAGAUUUGCACUAGUUGCUCUCUUAUGUGUGCAAAAAUGCCCUGAAGACAGGCCAAUCAUGUCCUCUGUUCUCUUGAUGUUGAUUACUGAGACCGCAACACUGCCCCAACCCAAGAAACCUGGCUUUUAUGCAGAGUGGAAGCCCAAUGUAUCAGACAAUUUGGCUAACAAAAGCGCUUGUAGCACCAACGAAGUGAGUAUGACACUACUGGAGCCUCGGUGA
Messenger RNA from Thlaspi arvense, 237 nucleotides. Lineage: Eukaryota; Viridiplantae; Streptophyta; Magnoliopsida; Brassicales; Brassicaceae. The record is from the annotation of a GenBank genome assembly.